UGAACCAACACGAAAUGUAGACGCAAUUGAAACUCAUAGCACAUGAUUACAAAAAGCGCCUACAAUUAGUGAACACAGUGGUAAUAAGUGGCAAUCAAUCUGCCAAUCCAUGAAUUUGAAACAUGAGUAUAAAUUAACUGCCAAAAGAAUCAGAUCAAACAAUCCCAACAAAGUUUCUCUUCCCAUCUCAGAAAAUGAGUAGCUCACUCUCAAGAUUCUCAACUCUUCUUCUUUUUCUCCACGUUGCUUUACUCAUUGCACCGCCAACAACCCAAUUUUUUUUUCUUCCAUUAGCCAAAGGCAGUGAUCUGAUACAAACAACAUGCAAAAAAACACCCCACUAUAAUCUCUGCCUCUCAACCCUCCAAUCAAACCCCGACAGCUCAAACGCAGAUGUGCCGGGAUUGGCCCUGAUAGCAUCCGACGCUCUCCUGGCAAAUGCAAGUGACACACUGGACUACAUCCACGGCCUGCUGAAGCAAUCCCCGGAAGUACAUUUACAGAAGGCAUUGGCAAACUGUGCUGAGCUGUACAUCCCAAUUGUGAAGUUUAGCCUGCCGCAGGCAAUUGAAGCUUUGCGAAAUGGGCACUUUGGGUUUGCAAAGUAUGGGAUUUCUGAUGCUGCAAAGGAGGCUGAGGCAUGUGAGAAGGGUUUUGGAGGAGUUGAGUCUCCUCUCACUGAUAGGAAUGCUCUUGUGAAUGAUCUUUCUGGUGUGGCUGUCGCCAUUCUCAACUUAUUAAAGGGUUGAUUUUUCCCUAUCUUAUUAUUAGGAAAAUGAUAACCGCACGUUCAUUUUCUCCUUUUGCACAAUUUGGUUUUCUGUAUGUCUUCUUUGAUUUGCUCAAUUCAAAGGCCAACAAUAAAAAGGAGUGUGCAGAAGGAGAAAGAGUGCGGAAAUCACCUCUCUAGUAUUAUAGUUAGUGAGUAUUGUGUGAUGUUGCUUUUCUUCUGUAGUUUUUAUUUGUGAAAGUUUUCAGCUUUUUUGGCUUUAGAUACUUGUACUUGUAGCAGCUGUUUCAGCCACUGAAAUUAAGGUUUGUUCUCUUCA
This is a messenger RNA of Malus domestica (apple), 1049 nucleotides long. Its product is annotated as cell wall / vacuolar inhibitor of fructosidase 1-like. Gene Ontology annotation, biological process: negative regulation of catalytic activity. The record is from RefSeq and is a predicted model, not a curated record. Gene Ontology annotation, molecular function: enzyme inhibitor activity. Lineage: Eukaryota; Viridiplantae; Streptophyta; Magnoliopsida; Rosales; Rosaceae.